Hyla sarda is the source of this 1546-nucleotide messenger RNA. RefSeq names its product gap junction alpha-4 protein-like. Gene Ontology annotation, biological process: cell communication. The coding region runs from base 437 to 1432 and encodes 331 amino acids. Gene Ontology annotation, cellular component: connexin complex. The transcript has 4 exons. The record is from RefSeq and is a predicted model, not a curated record. Lineage: Eukaryota; Metazoa; Chordata; Amphibia; Anura; Hylidae.
UUUUCCUCAGCACAGGUUUUGAAAAAUCUCCCCCUAUGUAGUGUGACACAAGCCCCAGAAAUAUAAGUUGUCCACCACUGCUGUAGACUAUAUAGCUGUGAUGAGCAGCCUCUCAUUUAGGGAUCCCACCUGACUAGCACAUGUGCAGGUUGCUGACUAGAUUUUGUGCACAACAAGACAUGGAGGCUUUAGAUCUGCUCUGUCAGGAGUGGAAGCUGCAAGUUUAGCAAAGGUUGAAUGCAAUGUACCCAAAUGAUCAAACAAAACUGGCACUGGAUCGGUCUAUGAAGAAGUCUCGUGCUCCUAUUUGCAAGUACUGGCAUCUCUGGAUAAUGUCUACUCCGCUAAGGCAGCAAGAUUACUGACAAACAUACAGCCUGAUAUAGACAUGUCGGACACCUAGCUACCAGCUUUCAUGAUUCUGUAGCCAAGCAACAUGGGUGACUGGAGUUUUCUUGAAAAGUUACUGGACCAAGUGCAGGAGCAUUCUACAGCUAUUGGAAAAGUCUGGCUUGUGGUCUUGUUUGUGUUCCGUCUCCUGAUUCUCAGCUUGGCGGGAGAAUCAGUUUGGGGGGAUGAGCAAUCGGACUUCAUCUGUAACACUAAACAACCUGGAUGCCCAAAUGUUUGUUAUGAUAAAGCAUUUCCUAUAUCUCAUAUUCGUUACUGGGUGCUGCAGUUCUUAUUUGUCAGUUCUCCUACCCUGUUUUAUCUGGGCCAUGUACUUUACAUAUCAAGGAAAGAAGCAAAGUUGAGGAAUAAAGAAAACGAAUAUGAUCAAAUGAAUCAAGAUAACCAUGAGGAAAGGAAACCUCGGAAAUUCUUAAUCCAGGAGGAUGGAAAAGUCAAGAUAAGGGGAGCAUUAAUGUGCACAUAUAUAACUAGUAUUGUUUUCAAGAGUGUACUUGAGGCUGGAUUUCUACUUGGUCAAUGGUAUCUCUAUGGCUUUGUGAUGACUCCAAAUUAUGUGUGUGAAAGACCACCAUGUCCUCACAAGGUAGACUGCUUUGUAUCCCGACCCAUGGAGAAAACCAUAUUCAUCCUUUUCAUGCUUGUAGUCUCCCUCAUCUCAUUAUUCCUUAAUAUACUAGAGCUGACCAUACUUAUAAUUCAGAACAUUUCCCGAAAAGUAAAACGCUUUAAAUCAGUCAAAUAUACAGGUGAUAGACAAGUGAUAUUCCAUGAAAAGUCCUACAGCUCACCUAGCGCACCAGUGCUGGACAAAUCUUGCCUCUAUUUUCCUAUGGACAAGGAUAAAUGUGCUGCUUACAAAAUAUCCUAUGAGGAGAACUGGGCUAACUACAAUACAGAAAAGGAGUUAAGAUUAAAUGUUGGAUUACACUCGACCAUGGAUUGUAAUGUUUGCUGUGAUGACUCUUCACAUGUUUCCAACCGAUCAAAUAGUUCAAUGGGGAAAAAGCAAUACGUGUAAAUUUACAAUCUUGACUUUAUAAAACUGUAUUAAAAACUGCACUUUGUUAAAAUAGGAUAUUUAUCUUUCUGCUUCCUUCUUUUGAUAUAUAUAAUAUUUUCUAAAGUAUUCUUG